CACCUCGACCUGACACGAGAAGCUAUCAUUCGUUGACCUCCCCAGCUUGCAGGCGAUAAGCCUGUACCGCGUCGUGCCACGGUGAACUUCAUUCGAGUUCCUUCCGCUCGAAGUGCAGAAAUAGCCAGCCGUUCCCCAUUCCCCGAACUCGCAAAGCAAGCGAGCAGAGCAGCGCGCGAGGAUCCGAUCCGAGAUGGGCCUGUGCUCGUGCUGCUGCCGGUGCCUGGAGCUCCUGUGCUCCGUCCUGCUCCCGCCCCUCGGCGUCUGCCUCCGCCAUGGCUGCUGCUCCAUGGAGUUCUGGAUCAGCGUCCUGCUCACCAUCCUCGGCUACCUCCCCGGCGUCCUCUACGCCAUCUACGUCAUCUGCUCCGUCGACCCCCACAGCCGCCGCGACCCCGACGACUACGUCUACGUCGCCUGACCCCAAGGAUGCGUCCCCAAUUCGCCAUGCUGUUCUGGUGUGCCCCCCUAACUACCUAUCAUUCUACGCCCGUUUAUCCAAUUUGUAAAUUGGUGUAUCCAAUCUGACAUUCUGGACGAAUUCAUCUUGUUGUGAUCUGGAGCUACGAUUGUGCAGUCAAUUGGGUUAAUUUUGAUACCUUGUUCUGUCGUGGUUGUGGAUUGCCUCCUUUGUAUAUAUGAAGAUGGAUCUUGAAUCCUGGAGUAGUUUGCCUCA
Molecule: messenger RNA, 676 nt
Organism: Panicum virgatum (switchgrass)
Lineage: Eukaryota; Viridiplantae; Streptophyta; Magnoliopsida; Poales; Poaceae
Product: hydrophobic protein OSR8-like
Exons: 2
Coding region: 194-421 (75 amino acids)
Cellular component (GO): membrane
Source: RefSeq, a predicted model, not a curated record